Messenger RNA from Cajanus cajan (pigeon pea), 795 nucleotides. NCBI's taxonomy places the organism in Eukaryota, Viridiplantae, Streptophyta, Magnoliopsida, Fabales, Fabaceae. The record is from RefSeq and is a predicted model, not a curated record.
AUGGCCGUUUCUACGCACUUCGACAUUCCCUUCAUUUCGAAAAGAACCCCUGAGUGGCUGAAAAAAAUAUUUGCAGCAAUCACUAAGAGUGAGAGGAAUGGCCCUGUAUUUCGCUUCUUUAUUGAUCUAGGAGAUGCAGUCUCAUAUGUCAAAAAGCUGAAUAUUCCAAGCGGUGUGGUUGGGGCCUGUCGUCUUGACCUAGCAUAUGAACAUUUCAAGGAAAAACCUCACUUAUUCCAGUUUGUUCCGAAUGAGAAGCAGGUCAAGGCAGCCAAUAAACUGCUGAAGAGUAUAUCACAACAUGGUGUCAAGAAAAAGGUUGAUGGGGUGCCCGUGUUUAGUGCCCAUAACUUAGACAUUGCAAUAGCAACUACAGAUGGGGUUAAAUGGUAUACUCCCUACUUCUUUGAUAAAAACAUGCUUGAUAAUAUUCUUGAAGAAGCCGUUGAUCAACAUUUCCAUACUUUAAUCCAAACUCGGCACAUGCAGCGGCGGCGGGAUGUGGUUGAUGACAACUUGGCUGCAGAGGUGAUUGAGGAAAUGGGAGAUAGUUUAGGGGAGCCUCCAGAGGUUCAGGAAUUGCUAGAUGAAAUGGGCCAUCCUAGUAUACCAUUAAGUGUUAUUUCAAAAGCUGCAGAACUCCAGUUUCAUUACACUGUUGACAAAGUAUUCCUGGGUAAUAGGUGGUUGCGGAAAGCAACAGGCAUACAACCAAAAUUUCCAUAUAUGGUUGACUCGUUUGAGAGAAGGUAUAUUUUAUGUUGUUUUUCAAGACUUUGAAACUUAAAUGUUCAA